AAGCCCGUUUACUAUAUUUUUAGGCCCAAAAUCCAAUAAAUUUCAGCCCAAUAUUUAUAUUUAAGUCUAAACCCUAAACCCCUUUUCCAAAAUCCCAGAAUUCUCGCUAGUCUCUUACGAAUUCUUCAAUUUUUUAAAGUCUGAGUUGUAUGAUGGUUAAGAAUGAAUUAGCCAUGAUGAAUCCAGAGAAUGAUGAGGAUUUUGACCCAGAAACCGAUUCCGAAUCUGGAUCGGGGGAAGAAGAAGAAGAUCAGCAAGUUGUAAAGUUGGCUGAACCUUCAAAGACCGCUGUAUAUAACAAGGACGGUUUGCUUGAAAGGCUGAAUGAUAUCAGUUGGCCUAACAAUUUGGAUUGGACUCACAGGCUUAAUAUUGAUAGGGAGGAGCAAGAACAGGUGGACGUGAAUGAUGAUCUGGUGAGGGAACAUGCUUUCUACAUGCAAGGGUUAGAAGGCAUACGCCAAGCGUACAUCAACUUUCAGUCAACCGGCGAACCAUUCCUAAGGCCUGCUGAUUAUUAUGCGGAAAUGGUGAAAACCGACACUCACAUGGAAAAAGUUAAGGGCCGACUCUUGGCUGAGAAGAGAAGAAUUGAGGAGUCCGAAGAGAGAAGGAAGGCGAGAGAUAACAAGAAACUCGCCAAGGAUAUACAAGCACAGAAGAUGAAAGAAAGAACUAAGCAGAAGAAGCAGGAGAUUGAGUCGGUUAAAAAGUGGAGGAAGCAAAGGCAGCAAAGCGGAUUCGAUAAAGAGGAUGCUGGCGGGCUAGAUUUGGCUUUUGAUGGAGGAGACGUUAAUAAACCCUUUCAGAGAUCGAAUCAUAAGAGACCUGGUGUAUCUCCUGGAGAUCGUUCAGGGGGGAGGGCGAACUUUGGUGGGAAAGGAGGGAAGGGUUUUGACAAAAAGAGGAAAAGCCGGGAAUUCAAGGACUCCAAGUUUGGAUUUGGUGGGAGAAAAGGGUUGAAGAAGCAGAACACUGCUGAGACUACCAAUGAUUUCGGAGGAAGCCACAAGGGUGAACGUUUUGCAAAAAACAAACGGGUGAAGAGAUGAUUGUUUCUUGCUUAUUACUUGCUGGUUUUUGUUGUACUAGACUAAAGUUAUUGCUUUGUUAUGCGGAUGAAAUUAGUAUUUAUUUGAGAGCUUUACCUAUCAAACAGAAUGAAUUAAAUGUCUCGUAUCAUAAAGGUUUUUGCAAAUUGAUGAUCAUUUUUCUUGGCGUUGAAA
This is a messenger RNA of Lycium barbarum (goji berry), 1226 nucleotides long. Its product is annotated as probable rRNA-processing protein EBP2 homolog. NCBI's taxonomy places the organism in Eukaryota, Viridiplantae, Streptophyta, Magnoliopsida, Solanales, Solanaceae. Gene Ontology annotation, cellular component: nucleolus; preribosome, large subunit precursor; nuclear periphery. Bases 150 to 1052 code for a protein of 300 amino acids. The transcript is spliced from 2 exons. The record is from RefSeq and is a predicted model, not a curated record. Gene Ontology annotation, biological process: rRNA processing; ribosomal large subunit biogenesis.